Nannospalax galili (Upper Galilee mountains blind mole rat) is the source of this 703-nucleotide messenger RNA. RefSeq names its product securin-like. Gene Ontology annotation, cellular component: nucleus; cytoplasm. The transcript has a single exon. Lineage: Eukaryota; Metazoa; Chordata; Mammalia; Rodentia; Spalacidae. Gene Ontology annotation, biological process: chromosome organization. The record is from RefSeq and is a predicted model, not a curated record. The annotation marks the transcript as partial.
UGGGGCUACAGGAAGACCCUGUCUCGAAAAAAACAAGAAAAAAAGAAAAGAAGGGUUGGUGGCGGAGUGCUGGAGGAAUCCAGGGUGGCUACCCUGAUCUUUGUUGAUGAGGCUAACGGAGAACCAGGCAGCCGUGUGCUUCCCAAGGAUGGGCUGAAGCUGGGCUCCAGUGUCAAAGCCUCAGAUGGGAAAUCGCAGGCUUCAACACCACGAGUUGGCAAAGUAUUCAAUGCUCCACCAGCCCUACCUAAAACUGGCAGAAAGGCUUUGGGAACUGUAAACAGAGCUACAGAAAAGUCACUGGAGACCAAUAGACCUCUGAAGCAAAAAUAGCCAACUUUCACUGUGAAAAAGAUCACCGAGAAGACAGUUAAAGCAAAAAGCUCUGUUCCUGCUUCUGAUGAUGCCUGUACAGAAAUGGAAAAGUUCUUUCCCUUCAACCCUCUAGAUUUUGAGAGUUUUGACCUGCCUGAGGAACACCAGAUUGCGUACCUCCCCUUAAGUGGAGUGCCUCUCAUGAUCCUGGAGGAGGAGAGAGGACUUGAGAAGCUGCUGCACCUGGACCCUCCUUCCCCUGUGAAGAACCCCUUUCUGCCAUGGGAGUCUGAUCCAUUGCAGUCCCCCUCCAGCAUUCUCUCCACCCUGGAUGUCAAACUGCCACCUGUUUGUUAUGAUAUAGAUAUUUAAACCUAUUCCUUUAGCG